UACGUAACUCUGUAUCAAACCGGAAAGUACGAGCACCCCAAUUGGCGUAGGGAAGUUGUUUACCAGUUUCUCCACCAAUAGAAGAGGGCGGCCGACCGAGCUUUCUUAUCUGGUAGAUUUACUCCAACGCUACUCCGGAAGAAACUAUUCGGACUAUCAGAAGUUAGCGUUUUUCGAGCGAAGACGACGAAAUUUUCGUUCUUUCGUUAAAAAUUAUAAUCUAUUUCACCGACUUUCGUUCUUCGUCGCUGCCGUCCCGGGUUUUACCGUCGCCCAAAGACUAUUAGAGAAGAGUUGGAACAGGAAGAAGCAUCGCGACAGGCUUUACUCGUGUUUGUGUAUCUGUACGUUGGCACCCGACCGAUUCGUAAUCUGCGGAAGAGAUAUUCAUCGUUGUCAUUGUCGACCGACCGUGAUAUUCGGACCAACGAUCUCUGUCGAUCCGGCUGGCAGCAAAAAGUAUGACGUCGCUAGGCCUAACCAACGGUACGGUCGAAGUGGCCGACUCUAACCUGGUUGAUGGCAGCGAGCUGGACGGCAACGGUACUCUAGACUCGCUGACCGGAAGCAAUAUUACCGCCGACGACAGGUUAAAGAGGAAGGCCAAGAGGCCUUCCAAGUUACUGGCCUGUAAAGAGGCUUCGGCUGGUUCGGUCUGUGGCUCGAACGGCACCGUACUUAGAUUCGCCAAGAACAGCAGGAGGCCUCGAAACGGCCACGGAAGAGGCUUGCCCAAGAAGGGUGGUGCUGGAGGAAAAGGAACUUGGGGAAAAAUUGGUAUUGAAAUGACAAUGGAUGAUAUGGUUGCCAAUGAUGUUCAUGAUCCUAACUAUGAUUCUGACAGUCAAGGAAGCUGUGAAUUUGAGUCCAUUGUUCCUGAAUUAACUGAAGAAGAAUUUGAAAGAAAUAUUGAUCCAAUUUUGCAAGAAUACUUUGAAAAUGGUGAUACCCAGGAAGUAAUGAUAUCUUUGAAUGAAUUAAAUCUUGGUCGUCAAAAGCCAAAAUUGGUUGUGACAGUAAUUCAACUUGCUAUGGAUCGGAAACCUUCUCAUUGUGAAAUGACAUCAAUUCUUCUCUCUGAUUUAUAUGGCCAGAUUCUGUCUCAAGAAAAUAUAGCAAAAGGAUUUGACACAUUAUUAAAGAGUCUUUCUGAUUUAGUAUUAGAUACUCCAGAUGCUCCAACAGUUCUUGGAAAUUUUAUAGCACGUGCUGUUGCUGAUGAUUGUCUUCCACCGAAAUUCGUUCAAGGUUAUAAAGGAAAAGUUGAAUGUGAACAUGCCAGAGCUGCUUUAGAACAUGCAGAUACUUUACUUAGCAUGAAACAUGGAUUGGUUCGUUUGGAUAAUGUUUGGGGUGUAGGUGGUGGAAUGCGUCCAGUGAAAUAUCUAAUUCGACAGAUACAACUGCUUCUUCAAGAAUAUCUCUCAUCUGGAGAUAUAGCAGAAGCAACACGUUGUCUGCAGGAAUUAGAGGUUCCACAUUUUCAUCAUGAACUUGUAUAUGAGGCAGUUGUCAUGGUGAUAGAAGAUAUGGGAGAACGUGCCAUGGAUUUAAUGUGCAAAUUGUUAACUUUUUUGUCUUCAAGUAUUAUCAUUUCUCCAGAUCAAAUGAAAAAUGGUUUUGAACGGGUCUAUAAUGAGAUGGCUGACAUCUGCAUUGAUGUUCCACCAGCAUAUGUAAUACUUGAAAAGUUUGUAAAUAAGUGCCAUAACUGUGGUUUUCUACCUCAGGAACUUGUCAAGAAUAUACCAUCAAGGGGACGGAAGCGAUUUAUUUCAGAAGGCGAUGGGGGCCGCAUCAAAGAAGAGUUUUACUGAUUGUCCCAAAGAGGGCCUCGUGCCGCAUUUAAAGAUCGUCCGUUGCCUCCAGUUUAUACCUCUUGUUCUCGCGUUUUUUUCAUUUUUUUGUUUUGUUUAAGCCAAUUUUUCCCCCCACUUGUAAAGUGUGAUCACUCAAUUACCUUCAUAGACUGGAAGUCUGUGAUUUUGUUUUCUGGUUUGUUAUUGUAAUUUUUAAUUUCCAAAGAUUGUUGCACCUGACAUGUUAAAGUUUUUAAUUUUUGGGCUAAGUUGACCUUUUUUUGUAUAUUUUUUUGUUAAGUUGGUGGAAUCCUGCCAUUAUCGACACAGUGAUGCACCGUACAACUAAGAUAUAACUAAACCGAUUAGACGGUGGCUGUCAAUAUGGAUAACAUACAAUCCACUGAUAUUUCAGCUUGUGGAUUUAAAUUGGUGUAGGGGAAUUUCAAAAUAAGAUUUUAUUAUUGGCAUUUUUGUCCACUUUAAGAUGUAUAAAGUUGCCAAGAUGUUUUUGCAAUCUUCAAUGAGGAACUUAUAAAGUCAUUUUGACAGGAAUUUUGUUUAAAGGCAAUGAAAGUGAAAUAAAACUUGUGAAAAAAG
Molecule: messenger RNA, 2399 nt
Organism: Centruroides sculpturatus (bark scorpion)
Lineage: Eukaryota; Metazoa; Arthropoda; Arachnida; Scorpiones; Buthidae
Product: programmed cell death protein 4-like
Exons: 10
Coding region: 462-1817 (451 amino acids)
Biological process (GO): negative regulation of DNA-templated transcription
Cellular component (GO): cytosol; nucleus
Source: RefSeq, a predicted model, not a curated record